UUAGUUAUGAGUGAUUGUUAAUGCUGCGCACAACAAAAUCCUGUUUCUUCUGAAAGGGUUUGCCCUUUGUGCAACUACGACUUGUGGAUCCCGAGCUUCUACUUGUACACCUCAGUAGAAACAUCGUGCUUGGAUAUUAAAGGGCACAAUUCAGUGAUGUCUAGAAACAGUUCAAUCAAUGACAAUGUCACACUCUCGUGUCCAAGCGAAUCCAUUGAUCAGUUCCGCAACCAGGUUUACUCCACCGUCUACUCCAUCAUCACAGUGUUUGGCCUGGUGGGAAACGGAUUCGCCCUCUUAGUGCUAAUUCGGACCUUCCGCCAGCGUUCGGCCUUCCACAUCUACAUGCUGAACCUUGCUGUGGCGGACCUACUGUGCGUGUGCACGCUUCCCCUGCGCGUGUUUUACUACAUCAACAAGGGGCAUUGGACCCUGGGAGACUUCCUGUGCCGAGUUAGCUCUUACGCACUCUACGUUAACCUCUAUGGCAGUAUAUUCUUCAUGACAGCCAUGAGUUGCACCCGUUUCAUCGCCAUCGUCUUCCCCGUCCAGAACCUCAGGCUAGUCAAUCCGCGCAAGGCCUGCAUCGUAUGCAUCUGCAUCUGGGUGUUCAUCUGCUCCACUAGCUCUCCUUUCCUCAUGUCCGGGGAGUAUGUGGACAAAGAAACCAAGAAGACCAAGUGCUUUGAACCACCUAAGGGAAGUGGGGGCCAGAGCAAGCUCAAGGUUCUAAACUACUUCUCGCUGGUGAUGGGGUUCAUUUUGCCCUUCCUCAUCAUCUUGAUCUGUUACGCCGGUAUCAUCCGCACCCUGCUCAUGGGCUCCAACGGUAUGAACAGAAGGAAGACCACCAACACCAAGGCCAUACGAAUGAUCGUCAUUGUCACGCUGGUCUUCCUGGUCAGCUUCAUGCCCUACCACAUCCAGCGCACCAUCCACCUGCACCUGCUGAGCCGCGGUGACGUCAGCUGUGAGGAGCAGGUCUACAUGCAGAAGUCAGUGGUGGUCACGCUGUGCCUAGCAGCUUCCAACACCUGCUUUGACCCCCUGCUGUACUUCUUCUCUGGGGAGAACUUCCGCAACCGCCUGUCCACUUUACGCAAAGCGUCCGUCAACUCCAGUACCCUGCCCCGCCACAGCCACAAGACCAUCCCCCAGAAUGUCGAGGACCAGGAUAAACUGAAAUGCUGCAAUGGCCCACAGGACAGCCUGACCACCGCUGACUCAUACACCAACCCCCAGGAGUGAAUUUUUCACAUAGGAUUAGAGGCAUUGGGAUGGUUAUUUUAAAAGGUCCAUGGUAUGGUGAGGUAUUUUUUUUUAAGUACCUCUUCUCAGUGUUUUUUCCUCCUAACAUGACAGAGGCUUAUUGCUGCAUGUUUUCUGUUUUGAGGAAAGGGUGUGUCACUGAUUUUUAAGGAAGCUGUCAGAGAGUGGUCUUCAGAAAUUAGAACUUGUUAGAGCACUUAGCUCUGUAGGUUUUGGGCAGAGGAGAUAGGGUGGACUGGUUUUGAUUAGAAAACCUGAUCAUUAUGAUGGAAUGAUCACCAGUGUUUCAGUAACAAUGUCUCACAUUGAUUUGCAAUUACAAGACUUCAUAAUUACUUACUAUUCACUUCAGCGAUGCAAAUAUUCAAUCCAUCAAAAAGUAUUGCUUCUGUUGGCUGAUACAUACUGUAGCAUGUGUAUAAUCUGGACAAGUUUGAGAACCACCUUGACAAAGGAAACUGUAUAACUGUCAUAACUGACUAUUUGAUCAUUGUGGGUUUCAUUUUGUAGGUUUUCUGACUGUGAGGGGCACAAAUAAGCAUGUAACAUUCAGAAUAUUGUGUAAAUAAAUGCAUCUUGUUUUACUGUGUGUCAUACUUUCACAAUGCCAUUCAUUUUAGCUUUUGAUUGUAUUUAAAUUUUACAAUGCAGAUGAUGAUGCAACUUGAGAACAUAACAUAGAUAAACUAUUAAGAAUGUUGUAUCAAAUCAUUAUGCAGGUGUGCAAAAUAUGUAUGUUCAAAUGUGGUAAUCUUGCAUGUAUUAAUGCAUGCACCUUUGUAUUGUGAGCACAAGACUUGACUGCAGAGUUCAAGUGAUGCUGUGAACAUGAACAUUUCAAAAUGAAUAAAGACGUUAUUUUCCAA
Molecule: messenger RNA, 2135 nt
Organism: Anguilla anguilla (European eel)
Lineage: Eukaryota; Metazoa; Chordata; Actinopteri; Anguilliformes; Anguillidae
Product: cysteinyl leukotriene receptor 1-like
Exons: 2
Coding region: 157-1248 (363 amino acids)
Biological process (GO): G protein-coupled receptor signaling pathway
Cellular component (GO): plasma membrane
Molecular function (GO): leukotriene receptor activity
Source: RefSeq, a predicted model, not a curated record